Molecule: messenger RNA, 2863 nt
Organism: Panicum virgatum (switchgrass)
Lineage: Eukaryota; Viridiplantae; Streptophyta; Magnoliopsida; Poales; Poaceae
Product: disease resistance protein SUMM2-like
Exons: 3
Coding region: 772-2466 (564 amino acids)
Biological process (GO): defense response to other organism
Molecular function (GO): ADP binding
Source: RefSeq, a predicted model, not a curated record
AGCCAUCCCUCUCCCAUGGCUGAUUCGAUCCCCUCCCUCCUCCCAGCAUCCACAUCCCCCAUGGCGGCUGACUUCACUUGCCUAUGCGGCACUGCGCCGUCGCACGCCCCGUCGGCACUGCACACCUGCCCCAGUACACCGCCAGCGCCCGCUGCCCCGCUGCCCUGCUGCCUGCUCGCCGCCCGCUGCCCCGCUCACCCCAAAGCUACAGCCCACGCUCCACAGCACCUACCAGGCCUGACACCAACCGCCUGGUCCUGAUGACCCAAAGUCUAGAUGCCGCACCAUCCCUGUGAGUUUGUGACAAGAUUGCUUGAUUGUUGAAAAUUGAUGUUAAAUGCUUCAAUCUGUUGUGCGGGUGUUCGAGUGUUUGGGAUUGUUGUUCUUGUCAACUCAUGGAAAAUCGGGUAAUCGGGAUUACCCCGUACUUGAACCCGAAUUUUCGGGUACAUUUUGUGAGAUGAAUUUCGGGUAGUAUUUUUUAUUACCCGAACUUUCAAUUACUCGAAUUACCCAAUCCGAAAUACCCGAAUUACCCGAAUGUCCAGAGCUACGCGGCGGACUCAAGCACGGUAACUUGGGUUGGGCCGGAUUAGGCGGCCGGCGGCCUAAAAAAAACUCCCAUCUCAUCCAAAGCUCAGUGAUUUUGCCACCCCGGCGCAGUUGAAGGACUCGGAUGACACGGUGACGCAGUGCGAUGCGAAUCGACUGGACCGGAGGGGUCUUCCGCUUUUGGGCAUAUACGUUGACGCGGCGACCGUGCAUCAGCGGAUGAGGCUUAGAUAUUUGCCUAGAUAUUUAGCGGGUAUUGUUUUCCUUCCUCCUGCGUCUCUCACACACCACGGCUGCUGGCACGCCCUAGGGGCGCUGAAACCGGCCUCGCUGCAGCCAGCGAUCCAUCCCAGCAUGGAAGCAACUCCUCUGCAGGACUGCCCCCUCACUGAGAGGGCAAUACUGCAGAGGAUGCUCGCGGCCCAGGAUCGCCCGUCUCCAGCACAGGACGGCAGGAGAAACGAUAGAAUGGCAUCCUAUUGUUGCUUCCGAAAGCCAAGGCAACCAGGGAAUAUGCCAGACUUGCCAGUGCUGCCAUUUGAUCACGCAGAGUUUAUUUCGUAUCAAGAUAUCCUCGGGCUGCUUGGUCGUCCAGGUGUUGGAGUAGUUGCCAUCCAAGGUAUAGGUGGUUCUGGAAAGACAUGGGCUGCAAAGGCUCUAUACCGAGCGGCAAAGACCUUAAAUCUCUUCGAUGAAUAUAUCUGGGUUUCAUUGUCAAUAAAUUGUAGCAUGAGAAAGUGUUUCAACAAGAUUGCAGCAUCUUUAAAAUGUAAGAUCAGAGACGGCUUGUCCGUAGAAAGCACUAGGACUAUAAUAAAGGAAUAUCUCACGCCACGGAAGUUCCUACUAGUUCUUGAUAAUGCUUAUUUCACUGAAGAAAAUACCUUAGAGUACCUGGGAGUUCCUGAUCCAGGACAACAAAGGCUUGGUUCAAAGAUCAUUCUGACUACAAGAACUACGAGAGCAUUGUAUGCAUUAUUUAGUGUCAUGCAGCCAAAUAUAGUAAAGAUGAUGCCACGAACCCUCACUUAUAAGGGGUCAUACGACCUACUGCGCGAGAAGAUUGGAAAAGAUAUCAGUUUCGCGCAUGACUUAAUCAGCUAUUGCUAUGGCAUCCCACUCAUAAUCAUCCUAUUGGCUGGGGCACUGUAUGAUGCACCUACGGAAGAGACAUUUAGUGAGUUGGUCGCAAAUGUGCAUGCCACUCUAUCAACCAAGAUAUCAGUUUUCGACACGAUGCAGCGGAUGGUGAAAUUUGGGUAUCAUCAGCUUCCUAGUGAUAAUGUGCGACACUGCUUGCUCUACUGCUUAAUCUUCCCAGAUGAUCAAGGAAUUUCAGUCAAAGAGUUAAUUUGGUACUGGAUGAUGGAUGGUCUACUCCAAGAAGCUAUUGGUUUUGAUGAGGCUAACCAUAUUGGUAAGGAAAUUCUUGAUGUCCUCAUAAAGCAUGGUAUGGUAUAUUUGGAUGAUAAUGAUCACGUACACAUGCAUAAUGUGAUUAGGGAGACUCUGUCAAGAUUUGGAAAGGAUAUGGGUUACAAAGAGCAAGAUUAUUGGUGUUUCGGCAAUCCUAUUAUCAAAUUAGAGUAUCUUUCAAAGUAUAGCAAUAGAGUUUCAUUAAUGGACACUGAAAUGGAAUUUCUCCGCGGAAGUCCAAAUUGCUUACUUAUUUCAUCGUUACUUUUAAGAGGAAACUAUCUUUUGAAAGCUAUGUCAGAAGAAUUCUUUAACCAAAUGGCAGGAACACUACAGAUACUAGACAUGUCAUUUACUCGAAUUGAAGUGUUGCCGCCUUCCAUCUCCUAUUUGAUUAGGCUGAGAAUGUUGUUACUGAUUGGUUGUGAUCAUUUGCAAGAAAUUCGAUACAUAGCUUCACUGGCACGGCUGGAGGUGCUGGAUGCUUCAGGUUUGUAGUUCUCUGAAGAGUGUGGAGUCUGGGUCAUUUGACCGUAUGGUGUUUCUCAAGGUCCUUGACCUCUCUGCCACUUCCAUCACUUUCUUGAGUUCAAUUUCAGUAUCUAUUGAGCUUCGCCACACCAAUCUACUGGGUUGCCCAAUUCUGGGGUCUGAGUCCCCUUAUGGAGUGUCAAAAGGCGGUGCUGUACAGAACCUGCAGCUUGGCAUUAUUGAAGAUCUGGCAGCUUGGAUGGGCAUGCUGUGGUUACCUUGUGGACUGACUUUCCAGCUCUCUGAUCGGUUUGGCAUGAAAGUAUCACUUGAUGCCAACAGGGAUAGUAAUUCAUAUGUUUAUGCCAGUAACACCUAUUUUUUUAAAUGCUUGGGAAAAGAUUCUCCACUGUGGAAUAACUGU